Molecule: messenger RNA, 324 nt
Organism: Aspergillus nidulans FGSC A4
Lineage: Eukaryota; Fungi; Ascomycota; Eurotiomycetes; Eurotiales; Aspergillaceae
Product: TMEM14 family protein
Exons: 2
Coding region: 1-324 (107 amino acids)
Cellular component (GO): membrane
Source: RefSeq, a predicted model, not a curated record
AUGUCUCAGGCCACCCCAACAACCUCCGCCCUAACUCUCUCCCUUCUCACCAGUCUCGGCGGAAUAAUCGGCUAUUCGCGCACCGGCUCAGUCCCCUCCAUAAUCGCCGGUUUAUCCGUCGGGACUCUCUAUCUGUUUUCCUUCCUCCGAUUGCGCAGCGGCCAAACAUACGGCGAGGAGAUCGGCCUUCUCGCAUCUGUUGUGCUGGGCGGUGCAUCGAUUCCGAGGGCGAUUCGGCUGAGGAAACUUGUACCGGUUGUUCUGAGUUUUCUAGCGAUCUAUGGUAUUGUGGUUUUUGGGGGAGCGGUUAGGAGAAAGGUUUAA